Varanus komodoensis (Komodo dragon) is the source of this 1566-nucleotide messenger RNA. RefSeq names its product solute carrier family 32 member 1 (gene SLC32A1). Gene Ontology annotation, molecular function: amino acid transmembrane transporter activity. The coding region runs from base 1 to 1566 and encodes 521 amino acids. NCBI's taxonomy places the organism in Eukaryota, Metazoa, Chordata, Lepidosauria, Squamata, Varanidae. The transcript is spliced from 2 exons. Gene Ontology annotation, biological process: amino acid transmembrane transport. The record is from RefSeq and is a predicted model, not a curated record. Gene Ontology annotation, cellular component: vacuolar membrane.
AUGGCGACGCUGAUCCGCAGCAAGAUCUCCAAUGUGGCCACCUCGGUUUCCAACAAGUCCCAGGCGAAAGUCAGCGGCAUGUUUGCCCGUAUGGGUUUCCAGGCUGCCACGGAUGAAGAGGCGGUGGGCUUCGUCCACUGCGAUGACCUCGAUUACGAGCACCGGCAGGGGCUGCAGAUGGACAUCUUGAAAUCCGAGGGAAGCGAGGAAGGCGGAGAGCCGCCCUUGGAGGGCGAUAUCCACUACCAGCGGGAUGGCACUGGCCCCCUGGCCCCAUCUGGCUCCAAGGACGAAGGCGUAUGCUCCGAGUUGUCCGGCCAAGGGAAGCCCAGGAUCACGGCGUGGGAAGCUGGCUGGAACGUCACCAAUGCCAUCCAGGGGAUGUUUGUCCUUGGCCUGCCCUAUGCUAUUCUUCAUGGUGGAUACCUAGGACUCUUUUUAAUUAUUUUUGCAGCUGUGGUUUGCUGCUACACUGGGAAAAUUCUUAUUGCCUGUCUCUACGAAGAGAAUGAAGAUGGGGAGAUAGUCAGGGUGAGAGACUCCUAUGUGGACAUUGCUAAUGCCUGCUGCACUCCCAGGUUUCCCACGCUUGGGGGCAGGAUUGUGAAUGUAGCUCAGAUCAUAGAGCUGGUCAUGACCUGCAUCCUCUAUGUCGUGGUCAGUGGCAACCUGAUGUACAACAGCUUCCCGAGCUUGCCAGUCUCCCAGAAAUCAUGGUCCAUCAUUGCCACAGCUGUGCUCCUGCCUUGUGCUUUCUUGAAGAACCUCAAGGCCGUCUCCAAGUUCAGCUUGCUCUGCACCUUGGCCCAUUUUGUGAUCAACAUUUUGGUGAUUGCCUACUGUCUUUCCAGAGCCCGUGACUGGGCAUGGGACAAAGUCAAGUUUUACAUUGAUGUGAAAAAGUUUCCCAUUUCUAUUGGCAUCAUUGUCUUCAGCUAUACCUCCCAGAUCUUUCUGCCUUCCUUAGAAGGGAACAUGCAGAACCCCAAGGAGUUCCAUUGCAUGAUGAACUGGACUCACAUAGCUGCUUGCAUCCUGAAGGGACUCUUUGCCUUGGUAGCCUAUCUGACUUGGGCUGACGACACAAAAGAAGUCAUCACAGACAACCUGCCAUCCACCAUUAGAGCUGUUGUUAACAUUUUCUUGGUGGCCAAGGCCUUGCUUUCAUAUCCAUUGCCCUUCUUUGCAGCUGUGGAAGUCCUGGAGAGAUCUCUCUUCCAAGAUGGAAACAGGGCCUUCUUCCCUAAUUGUUAUGGGGGUGAUGGGAGGCUCAAAGCUUGGGGGCUGACCCUCCGGUGUGCUCUGGUCGUAUUCACCUUGUUGAUGGCCAUUUAUGUUCCACAUUUUGCCCUCCUGAUGGGCCUGACAGGAAGCCUCACAGGUGCAGGCCUCUGUUUCCUCCUUCCCAGUCUCUUCCACCUCAAGCUUUUGUGGAGGAAGCUCUUGUGGCACCAUGUCUUCUUUGAUGUGGCCAUUUUUGUAAUAGGUGGUAUAUGCAGUGUGUCUGGGUUCAUUCACUCACUAGAAGGUCUAAUUGAAGCUUUUAGAACCAAUGCAGAAGACUAA